Molecule: messenger RNA, 2689 nt
Organism: Zophobas morio
Lineage: Eukaryota; Metazoa; Arthropoda; Insecta; Coleoptera; Tenebrionidae
Product: lamin Dm0-like
Exons: 3
Coding region: 165-1934 (589 amino acids)
Biological process (GO): protein localization to nuclear envelope; nuclear envelope organization; nuclear pore localization
Cellular component (GO): nuclear lamina; nuclear envelope
Molecular function (GO): structural constituent of cytoskeleton
Source: RefSeq, a predicted model, not a curated record
UAUUUACAUUUUACUGUAGAAAAACCGUUAAACCGGCCGCCAAGCAGCUCUCCUAUCAUCAUCUCCGAAAAUAGUGAACAGCUUGGGUCAACCUCGACCGCUUUUCGUGUAAUUCGCGUUUUCUGUGACAGUGCUCCAAGUGUUCCAGCCGUGCAUCGCUCACCAUGUCCUCCAAAUCGAAAAAGAGCUCCACGCCGGCCUCGCAGACGCUGCCGACGCGGCCAUCGAGUCCCUUGAGCCCCACGCGCCACUCCCGCAUGCAGGAGAAGGCCGACCUGCAGAACCUCAACGACAGGUUGGCAUGCUACAUAGACAGAGUCCGGUACCUGGAGGGCGAAAACGGCCGCCUCACCCGGGAAGUGCAGAAGACGCACGAGACCGUCACCAGACAGGUGACGGACAUCAAAGCUAUGUACGACAACGAGCUCUCGGAAGCCAGGAAACUGCUGGACGAAACCUUCCGGGAGAAAGCCAAACUCGAAAUCGACACCAAGAGGCUCUGGGAUGAGAACGAAGAACUCAAAGGCGACCUGGCCCAAAAGAGCAAGGCGCUCGUACUCGCGGAGAACUCGGCCAGAGUCUGGGAGACCAGAUGUAGCGAGCUCCAAAUGAAGUACAACCAAGCCAACGCUGAUGCCAAAAAGGCCAUCAAUGAUAUGAAAGACUUGGAAAAGGAGAGAGACAAGUUGCGAAAGCAGUGUGAGGAGUUGAGGAAGCAGCUAGAAGAAGAGUCUCUGGCGAGGGUGGAUGUGGAGAACCACAAUCAGACCUUGAGGGAGGAGUUGUCGUUCAAAGAUCAGGUCUACCAGAAAGAACUCGUCGACACCCGAACCCGCCGCCAAGUCGAAAUCAGCGAAAUCGACGGUCGCCUGGCCGAAAAGUACGAAGCUAAACUCCAGGAAGCCCUCCAGGAACUCCGCGACCAAUAUGAAGGCCAAAUGGCCAACAACCGCCAAGAGAUCGAACUCCUCUACGAGAACAAGAUCAAGAACAUCCAAGCGGCGGCCAACCGCCACUCGUCGGCAGCCGGCAACGCCCUCGACGAACUCCGUCAAGUCCGAACCCGCAUCGACACCCUAAGCUCCCGAAUUUCCGAACUAGAGGGCGAGAACUCCGGUCUCCAGAUGCGCUGCAGAGACCUAGAGAAACUGCUCGAGAACGAGCGCAUGCGCCACGCCGAAGACUUAGCAGCUCUCGAGAACGACCUGGCUCGCCUGCGCGAAGAAAUGGCCAACCAGCUGCAAGAAUACCAAGACCUGAUGGACAUCAAAGUGUCCCUCGACACCGAGAUCGCCGCCUACAGGAAGCUGCUGGAGUCGGAAGAGGCCAGACUCAACAUCACGCCCCACGGUUCGCCGGAGACUUCGCAGCACGUCGGGCGGGCGGGCUCCCAGAGACGGACUCCGGUCAGAGCUGGCGCUAAGCGCAAGCGCACUCUGUUGGAGGAGUCGCACGAGCAGAGUUUGUCGGACUUCAGCGUCAACAGUUCCUCCAAGGGGGAGAUCGAGGUCGCCGAGGCCGACUCCGAGGGCAAGUUCGUCAAGCUCCACAAUAAGACCAACCAGGAGGUGUCUCUGGGCGGGUGGACCGUCGUGAGGAAGGCCGGCGAUAACGAGACCCUCUUCAAGUUCCAUCGUUCGCUCAAGAUCGAGCCGAACGGCCACGUGACGGUGUGGUCUUCCGACCAGAAUAAGGAGCACGACCCUCCGACGAACGUGGUGAUGAAGGGCCAGAAGUGGAUGGUUGCCGACAACAUGACCACCACCGUGUUCAAUAAUAACGGGGACGAAGUGGCGGUGUCUGAAAGAGUAAAAAGGCAGCUGUCGAGCUCACUUUUAAGGCACAGAGAAAUGGCGGGCGGCUUUUUGGGGUCCGAGGAGCUCCACCACCAAUACGGCGACCCACAAGGGGAAGAGAAGUGCCGAAUCAUGUAAAGUUAAAGUAAAUAUCAAAUGUACCUACCUAGCAUUCAGAUGAACGAAGCCGUGUUUGUUUUGCUGUGCGGCAAUUUGUUCCUUCCUCUUGAAGCCUAACAAACACGGUUCUCCGUACUUACGCCCUUUUUCCUCAUCAGAUUGGAUUUUUUCGUCGAAACGAAAAAGUUGGAUUUGGUAGUUUUGAGAUUUUUAUUUGACGGGGGGUGUUGUGGCGGUCAAAUGAACGUGUCGACGGAAGGGGGAUUAAGGAGCGAAAUGAGUGUUUUAUUUUGUUCACUAAAAGAGAAACUGUCUUCAAAUAUUUCGAUUAUGUUUUGUUAAGAGAGAACUUUUUGUAUAAUGAGACUUUUUAUAUAUUUUUAAUUUAUAUAAGUAUUAGAGAUUUUUAAGAUUUCUUCAAGUUUCUAUUUUCAUGAAGUUUGGAGGAGUUAGAAACGAACUUAAAGUAGUCAUUUUUCUUUUAUAUUAAAACAAUAGCAUUUUUUAUACCAAGGAAUUGUAAUUCCAGGUUUAGAUGUAAGUAAAUAGUAAAAAAUUUUUGUAUUUCUUCUGUGUUCAAAUAAAUUUCUUUAAUCUAGGUUGUUUUUUUAUUUUGAUUUAGAAUUUCUUGUGCCUUACUGUAUCGUUUCUAGUACUACUAUGUAAGUAAUGUGCAUGUUUUAAGCUUUAAGGUCAGCAAUUAAAGUACUGUAGGUAUCUAAAAAUCCAUGUUUUCACAAUUUUAAAAACGAAAUAAAAUAUAUUUUCACCAA